CAGAGAUGCCUUAUCAUGGCUCGAUGGGAUACCAAUGCCAUCAUUCUCCACGGUUGGAUUUGCAAUAAGAGAAGCUCGACCACGACAGGAGCCUCUUCAGAGAGACCAGGAUGGGAAAUAGCGCUUGCGCUUAUUUACAAACCACUUCAUCAGGGGCUGCUCCAGUUCUCAUCUGCUCGAAGCCUCGAACGAUUAAUGAUUAGUUCGCAUUGUUGCCCCGUGGGGUUGCACGGCUACGACUUAGGCAGGAGACAAUACCUAAUCGCACUGUCGUGAUAUAUGCUGUACUAUGAGAUGGAGAAGCCGGACGGUUCUCGAACAGUCUUUACCUCUUCAAAUAGAGAAACGCAAUGGUGAAUUGCAACACCACCUCACUCAACAUUCACAUCCGCAAUAACCAGUCAUACCCAACCAGUCAUACCCACCCAUCUCCUCACAUGAACUACAUGUGACUCUCGCUCCAUCCACAACCCUGACCCAGAACUACCUUACCUUACCUAUUCAGAAGCCACCGCCAACUACCAAAUCAUGGUGUUCAGCUGGAGCGACACCGCAGACAAACAGAUGCUUCUGCGCAUCAUGCAUCUCGCAGGGCCCGUCAAACUGGCAGAUUUCGACCAAGUCGCAGCAGGAAUGCCACCAGGCGUCACCGCUGAGGCGUGCAGACAACGCUUACGCCGAAUCAAAAAACAAGUCUCCGACAGCGAGAGCUCGAAGGAAACUACUACUACUCCAGUCAAGCGUGGAGUCGCUACCAAGAAGAUCGGAGGCGCAAAGCAGAAGGCGCAGAAGUCAGCCCUGGGCGGAGAAGCUGGCGAGUGGGUUGAUGAUGAUGAUGGGGACGAUGAAGAGGAGAGUCCGUUCAAGAAGUCUAAAAUUGAGAAAGAUCAGAUCAAGUCAGAGAGCAAAGUCAAGUCAGAGCACGACGAGGACGACUGGCUGGUUUGAACGGGGUUACUUACAUGUACUCUGAGAAGGGCGUAACUACGUACGACAGGGUGGGCCAGGACUCAGAUUCAACUCUUCGUCCUCCCUCGUGAACACUUCAUAUCAAUGUGGUUGCAUUUUGUGGCGAGCCCCGAGAGCGUCAUGGGAGCUGGCGAGAGAAGCAUACCACAAGACGACCCUGCACAC
Messenger RNA from Sphaerulina musiva SO2202, 1134 nucleotides. RefSeq lists its product as uncharacterized. The coding region runs from base 529 to 948 and encodes 139 amino acids. The record is from RefSeq and is a predicted model, not a curated record. The transcript is spliced from 5 exons. Lineage: Eukaryota; Fungi; Ascomycota; Dothideomycetes; Mycosphaerellales; Mycosphaerellaceae.